AGGUUUACAUCUGCCAUGACAAGUCCAGACAAAAUGAAGAGUCUUUUCCAAGACUUGGGAAAACCGACAAUGAGAGGAGUGCGCAAGUGUCCAAAUUGUGGUAUCUUCAAUGGUACUCGUGGUGUUACAUGCAAGAAUAAACAGUGUGGGAUGGUAUUUAAAUCAUCUGGGAAAAGAAAGAACAACAACAUUGAUGCUGUGAAAGUCAUAACAGGUUCUACAGUACAGGUUUUCUCUGCCAGAAUAAGAGAUAGAGGGCCAGACUACAGGAGCUUUGUUGAGCUACCCCUUGUACAGGAUAUGGAUGGGAAUGUUGCAGAAUCAGUAGACCCUGAGGUCUUAUCUGCUGCAGCAAGAUGUUAUGCAGAAUCCUGCCCUAAUAAUCCAAACAAUCAGAAAGAGCCUACUGACCUUGAGGUUGAGAUACAUCCUCCAUGUACACAUAUAAAAAGUGCCAUUAACUGUAUAACAGAAGCUGAGCCACUGACCUUAAAAAACUCUAUUUUAAAUUCAUUACAAGUUUCAAAUGAAACAAAACAGGCUAUAUGGCUUCUUGCCACAGAGACAACUGGCCCAUUAGUUCAAAGAGUCACUAAGAACGUUAUGGUUGUAAAGUGUAAACCUAGUGGGAAGCAUCCACUUGGAUUCCUUCAUUUCACAUUUUACGAAACUAGUAGACAGCGAUCUGUUCCUGAACACAAAUUUCAAUGCAGCUGUAGACAGUUCAAGGUUUAUAAAACAGAUGUUACAAAAGAAGAGUGUCAGAAGAGAUGUGUACAUUUUUAUGCCUGCAUCUGUGCUUUUGCUAGUGAGGAAAAAUUGGCUCAAGAAUUUGAGUUUUACAUCAAUUUAGACUCCUCAGCUCCAGAGAGACGCUUGCUGUCUAUCUACACAACAGCAGCCAGCCAGGACAAUACUAAUGUUGGGGAUGAAGGAGAGGAAGUUGCAAUCAUCAUAGAUCAGGAUAAUAGUGACACACCUGCACCUGAACCUGCGAAAAAACGCAAGAAAGACGAUAGCGUAGUCCAAGCCAGUAAUGCCCUCUUGACCUUACAAGACAGUUUGAACACACCAACAAAGGAGUACAGCCCUCUGAAACACAAACCUACCACACCAGGGAGCACCAACAAAACACAGUUAACUCCAGCCAAAAAGAGUUUAGUGCUUGGUGGAUCUGUAUUAGAAGAGGAGACGGUUGAAAUAAACUUCCACCAGUGGUUAGGUAGUGUUACAGAGAGAAUAAACCAGACCAUGCAUUACCAGUUUGAUGGCAAUCCAGAGCCCUUGGUAUUCCAUGCCCCUCAGAUAUACUUUGACUGUCUGCAGCAGAGGAUCUCGGGAGGUCAGAAAAAGAAAAGACUGCCAAAUUCCACAACUGGUUUUAUCCGCAAAGAUGCUCUUCCACUUGGAACAUUCAUGAAAUAUACAUGGCAUAUCACCAAUAUACUACAAGUGAAACAGAUCUUUGACACUCCAGAUAUGACUCUUGAUGUAACUCGUAGUUUCAUUGAAAACAGGGAUGGAACAUAUGAUUGCUAUGAGGUGCCCAGUAUUUCUAUGGACAAUAUCAUGAAGAAACAAACUCCAAUACGACCAUUUGAACUGAAGACAUACCUAAAAGUUGGAAUGACAGCCCCAGAUCAGACAGAAGCUACGCCAUUCAUCAUAGAAUGGAUUCCAGAUAUUCUGCCUAAGUCACGCAUAGGCGAACUCAGGAUUAAAUUUGAAUAUGGACAUCAAAGGAAUGGCCAUAAAGAGGAUAGGACAGUGCAGGCCUUAGCCCAACCAUUAGACGAGGUCCCACCCACAUUAUAUAGAUUCACUAAGUUAGACCAUAAUCAGUCAUAGAUGGUGCUGAAGUCAAAAAUCCUGAAAUAUAUAUUGUGAUGCAGGCAGUGAUUAAGUGUAUAGGCUGUCUCAAAAAACAGCACAGAUAAACCAAUCAAUAUUUUCAGACAUUUUUCCAUGGUCAUGUAGCCAAAACAUGUAAGUUUUUUCCCCUAUACACUGUUUUUAAUUCAGUCUUGCCUUUUUGAUGCUUUAACCCUUUACCUCUUACACCACAUAAUCAAUGUAACCUCAUAUUUCGAUGACAGUCUGCAUCCUUACUACUACAUUGUUCAUCAUAUUUGAUAUUUCUGGUUGAAUGUUUUGAUUUCUGUUCGGAUUCUGGUCUUAAGUUGUUCUAGGUCUCUUAGCUUGGGUUUAGCAUAAAAAUGGUCCUUCAAAUAGCCCAAGAAAAAAAGUAUGGACCGUCAAAUCUGGUGAAUAGGGAAGCCCUCACAA
Messenger RNA from Owenia fusiformis, 2286 nucleotides. Lineage: Eukaryota; Metazoa; Annelida; Polychaeta; Sabellida; Oweniidae. The record is from the annotation of a GenBank genome assembly.